AUGUUGACUUUUGUCCUGCUGACCCUCCCAAGAGAGAUCCGGGAUGAAGUCUAUAGCCACCUUCUCCAAUGCGGUGGCCUCGCGAUAAUGCGGACUUCUCACCAAAUGAACCAGGAAGCGAGAGAUAUUCUUUACAGAAAGGCGGUCUACCGAAUGUUUUUCAAUUACGACGAACGUCCCCAAAACAUUCAGCUCAAUUAUGUAGCUGUUGUACAUAUCCAACAUUUCAGCCUUCAAUUCCAAAUGGCCAAUCUCACCAACAUUCGUCACGCCAACGAAAUCAAUACUCUCUGUUCUGAUAGACGCAUAAUGCGAAGAACUUGCUUAGUCGCUCCAAAUUUUAGCGUACAAACAUGUGCAGUACUGUCUCGCAUCGAUCUCGAUGGUUUUAGAAGCUUGUCCGUGUUUCAAUGUGUAGUGAUACAGGCUGUAGUCAAAGAGGGAGCGGCAGUAACAGAAGAUUCAUUUCUUGAAAAUUGCCGGAGACGCAUAACUAGGAUGUACGUCUCCUUGAGAGAGCAACUUGCGCCAGCUUUGGGGUUUGCAGACAAGCGCAAAGAAUAUCACCUCACUCGACGGCUUGUCUUCUACCCACGAACGAGGUCUUCGGCAACACCGACCAUGACCCCAGUCACGCACGAGGUCUACCAUUUCUAG
Letharia columbiana is the source of this 657-nucleotide messenger RNA. RefSeq lists its product as uncharacterized. NCBI's taxonomy places the organism in Eukaryota, Fungi, Ascomycota, Lecanoromycetes, Lecanorales, Parmeliaceae. The coding region runs from base 1 to 657 and encodes 218 amino acids. The record is from RefSeq and is a predicted model, not a curated record. The transcript has a single exon.